Andrographis paniculata is the source of this 2864-nucleotide messenger RNA. Its product is annotated as pentatricopeptide repeat-containing protein At1g10910, chloroplastic. The record is from RefSeq and is a predicted model, not a curated record. Bases 82 to 2085 code for a protein of 667 amino acids. Gene Ontology annotation, molecular function: protein binding. NCBI's taxonomy places the organism in Eukaryota, Viridiplantae, Streptophyta, Magnoliopsida, Lamiales, Acanthaceae. The transcript is spliced from 13 exons.
UUAGCCGUAGUCCGUACGUAGAGUAGAGUCAUCCCAUUUCUGAAUCUCCCUCGUCUGGGAAGAUUGCUCGUAAAUCCUCUCAUGGAAGUUGCAUCAGCCUUGGCUACCGGCUUUCAAUCCAUCUUGGGUGGUUAUUCCCCAAUCCAAUCCUCCAAGACCUCUAAGCUCGCCACCGCAUUUGCAGCGCCUCCGGAAAGGGUUUCAGCUUCCGCAGUCUCUUCUCAUGUUACUGAAAAACGCAGCGAAUUUCCGAGUAAGCCCAAGAAUGCGGCCAACCGGCUUCCGAAUAAUCUCCUGGUCUCCAAACAAAAAAAAGAAGCUGCAAUUCUAGAUAUUCAAAAUUCAUCUGAUUUGGCAGCGGCUCUUUUGAGAUCUGGUGAAUUGUUGGAAGCACAAGAUCUGAACGCGGUGUUGCGCCAUUUUGGGAAGCUAAACAGAUGGAAUGAUGUUUGUCAGCUUUUUGAAUGGAUGCAGCAGCAUGGAAAAACUAACACUGCAUCUUAUAGCAGUUAUAUAAAGUUUGUUGGGAGAUAUUCUGACCCCAUCAAAGCCCUAGAGAUAUACAAUAGUAUCGAAGAUGAGUGCACCAGGAAGAAUGUCUCUGUCUGCAACUCUACACUAAAUUGUUUAAUUAAGAGUGGCCAGUAUCACAGUAGCCUUAAACUGUUUAAUCAAAUGAAGAGAGCUGGUUUGGUACCUGAUAUUGUUACUUAUAGUACGUUACUUGUAGGUUGCACCAAAGUGAAAGGCGGUUACUUCAAGGCAAUGGAUUUGGUUCAGGAAAUUAAGUUUAGGAGGUUGGAUAUGGAUAUUGUCUUGUAUGGAACACUUAUAUCAGUCUGUGCUUCACACAAUCAAUGUGAAGAGGCGGAGAAAUACUUUGAUGAGAUGAAGAGUCUGGGUCAUUCGCCCAACAUCUUCCACUAUAGUUCUUUACUAAAUGCAUAUGCUGUUGAUGGAAACUACAAAAAGGCUGAUGAAUUGAUCAAGGAGAUGAGUUCAGCAGGGAUAACUAUGAAUAAGGUUAUCUUAACAACUUUGUUGAAAGUAUAUGCCAAGAGCGGCAUGUUUGAGAAAUCAAGAGAAAUACUUGAUGAAUUGCAAGUUCUGGGCUAUGCUGAAGAUGAGAUUCCAUACUGUAUACUGAUGGAUAGCCUUGCAAAAUCUGGAAAAGUUACUGAGGCCAUGUCUAUUUUUGAAGAAAUGAAGCAAAAGCAAUUGAAAAUUGAUGGCUAUUCCUACAGUAUUAUGAUCAUAGCCCUUUGCCGUAGUGGGCUCAUUGAAGAAGCCAAGCAGUUGGCUUGUGAAUAUGAAAUCAAGAGUAACAAGUAUGAUGUUGUUAUAUUAAACUCAAUGCUUUGUGCUUACUGUCGAUCUGGAGAAAUGGAUAAUGUGAUGAAGAUGAUGAAGAAAAUGGAUGAGUUAGCAAUUAUUCCUGAUUGGAAUACUUUUUAUAUUCUAAUUAAGUAUUUCUGCAAGGAGCAGUUGUAUCUUCUUGCGUAUCGCACCAUGGAGGACAUGCACAAGAAAGGUCAUCAUCUCGACCAGGAUCUUUGUGCCACUUUGAUAAAUCGUCUUGGUAAAGCUGGUGCCCCUUCUGAAGCAUUUUCAGUGUACAACAUGUUAAGAUAUAGCAAGAGAACUAUUAACAAGGCUUUUCAUGGAAAGAUUUUAAAUAUAUUGCUUUCUGGUGAACUUCUUAAAGAUGCAUAUGUCGUGGUCAAGGACAACGGAAACUUGAUCCCUCAACCUGCUAUCAGAAAGUUUGCUACCAACUUUAUGAAAAAGGGCAAUAUAAAUUUGGUAAACGAUGUUAUCAAGGCUAUUCACAGCACUGGGUACAAGGUUGAUCAGGAAAUAUUUUACCUGGCCAUUUCCCGUUACAUCGAGGAGCCUGAAAAGAAAGAACUGCUGCUUCAUUUGCUGCAGUGGAUGCCUGGUCAUGACUAUUGUGUUGAAUCACCUUCAAGGAAGUUGAUUCUUGAGAACUCUCAUAUGCUUGAACAUCGUUCUCUAUCAGAAUUAUUGUUUAAGCAUUCCAUGGUGUUGAAGACAAAUAAAUCUCGAGAAAGGAAAAUAAAAUGAACUUGACCUGGAAACAUUCAACCACAAAGUAGUCUUCUGGAUUACCCUUUAUAGCAACCGAGAGCUGAUCCUGUCAGAUGUCACAAUAGACACUUACACCUCCUGCUGCUCACGCAAAGCGGUCUGAAUUGGACAUAUUGAAAUUAGUCGCAGCUGGGAAUUCUGGACUCUUACGAGAAAUUUCCUCAUGAGCAAUAGGCUUUGGUCUCUGAAGAUAUUAGCAUAUCAUGGGGAGUCUACAAAAGGUGCAAGCCAUUGUUGUUGAAGCUGUGUACUUAUAAACAUUGUUAACAGAAAACAAGUGUCAAGACAAUUACAUUCUCCAGAAAACGCAAAUGAAGGAUACAGUAAUGGUCGAUUUCCUCUAUAUGAAAUGACAGGGAUUGGCUGCACAUAAUGCAGUUCUUGAAUGGCACCCACUGGUAAAACCUUAUCCACUCUUUACUUGCUUUCAGGUUCUUAUCCUUACUUUGCUUCAAUUUAUCUGUGCUGCAUUUCUGUAGAUAAAUGGGAUACUGUGAGCUGUCUUAUUUGGUAGUAAAGUCGAAAUUAGUUUUUUGGCAGAGUCUAAAUUGGAUUUUAAAAGUCACAUAUCUUCAUUUUUGUUAAGUUUUAAGAAUAUCGGAAUUUGAAUAAUGAAUAGAAUCAAUAAAUCUGAUGCAAUAAUGGUAUAAUAAUGGUAAACUUUCAACAGUGCAUUGAAAGGUGCGCCGUACAGCUGGUGUCUUGUCCUAUUUAUUGAUGGGAAAAAUGUGUUGCUUCACAUAUUAAAAACAAAC